Alternaria novae-zelandiae is the source of this 2214-nucleotide messenger RNA. It is a transcript of the gene CEL3A, whose product is annotated as glycoside hydrolase 3. NCBI's taxonomy places the organism in Eukaryota, Fungi, Ascomycota, Dothideomycetes, Pleosporales, Pleosporaceae. Gene Ontology annotation, biological process: glucan catabolic process. The record is from RefSeq and is a predicted model, not a curated record. The transcript is spliced from 5 exons. Gene Ontology annotation, molecular function: beta-glucosidase activity. Bases 1 to 2214 code for a protein of 737 amino acids.
AUGCGUUCUUUUAUUCUUCCUGUGCUCGCUACGGCUGCUUUGUCGCAAGCUUCAGCCAUUCCGUCCGAAUUACUUUCUUCGAAGCGUGCCGUAGGGAACUGGGACGAUGCCCAUGCGAAAGCGACUGCUGCUCUUGCAAAACUAUCACAGAGCGAGAAGAUCGGCAUCGUUACGGGUGUUGGCUGGCAGAACGGUAACUGCGUUGGCAACACCAAACCGGCUGCCUCGAUUGGAUAUCCGUCGCUCUGUCUGCAAGAUGGACCCCUCGGCGUUCGCUACAUCCAAGGUGUAACUGCAUUCAGUGCAGCUAUCCAUGCCGCCAGCACCUGGGACCUCGAUCUCAUUCGUGAACGCGGCGCCUUCCUUGGUGCUGAAGCAAAGGAGCUGGGCGUCCACGUUCAGCUCGGGCCUUCAGCUGGACCUCUCGGAAAGUUUGCCAACGGUGGCCGAAACUGGGAAGGAUUCGGUUCCGAUCCCUACCUCCAAGGCAUUAUGAUGGCAGAGACCAUUGAGGGUAUGCAAGAAUCCGGUGUUCAAGCGACAGCUAAGCACUGGAUUGUCAACGAACAAGAGCUCAACCGAGAGACUAUGAGCUCAGACGUGUCGGAUCGAGUGCUUCGCGAGCUCUAUGUAUGGCCAUUCAUGGAUGCAGUCCACAGCAACGUCGCAGCCUUUAUGUGCAGUUACAACAAGGUCAACGGAACUUGGGCCUGCGAGAGCGAUGGUGUGAUGAACAAGCUCCUGAAAGACGAACUUGGUCAUCGUGGAUACAUCAUGAGUGACUGGAAUGCCCAACACACGACGACCGGUAGUGCAAACGGCGGAAUGGACAUGACCAUGCCCGGCACCGACUUCAGUGGAGGCAACGUUUUCUGGGGCCCACAGCUUCAGUCCGCCAUCGACAAAAAGCAGGUUCAACAAUCUCGCCUCGAUGACAUGGUCAAGCGCGUGCUCUCUUCCUGGUACCUCCUUGGUCAGGACAAGGGCUAUCCCAAUGCCACCUUUAGCUCCUGGAACAUCGGCACUCGCCAGGUCGGUGGCAACCACAAGACAAACGUUCGUGCUACGGCUCGCGAUGGUAUCGUCUUGUUGAAGAACACAAACGCUACACUACCCUUCAAGAAGCCCAAGAGCAUCGCUGUCAUCGGAAGCGACAGCAUCGUUGCGCCCAAGGGAGCUAACGCAUGCGUUGAUCGCGGAUGCAACGACGGCACACUAGCCAUGGGUUGGGGCUCUGGAUCAGUAGAGUUCCCCUACCUCAUCGCUCCUCUCGAUGCCAUGAAGACGCAAGCUCAGAAAGACGGCACAACCAUCACCUCUUCACCAAACGACAAUGCGCAACAGGGCGCUAGUGCAGCUCAGAACGCUGACGUAGCUGUCGUGUGCAUCAACAGCGAUGGUGGCGAGGGAUACAUCACUGUCGAGGGCAACGCCGGCGACCGAACUAACCUCGACCCGUGGCACAACGGAAACGAGUUGGUCAAGGCAGUUGCUGCCGUCAACAAGAAGACCGUCGUCGUGGUCCACAGCGUCGGUCCCGUCAUCAUGGAACAAUGGAUCGAAAACCCGAACGUAGUAGCUGUUGUUUGGGCAGGCCUGCCAGGUCAGGAAUCCGGAAACGGCCUCGUCGACAUCUUGUACGGCGCCGCCUCGCCAAGCGGCAAGCUCCCCUACACCAUUGCGAAGAAAGAAUCAGACUACGGCACCACCAUUGCCAGGGGCGACGACAAGAACUGGGAUCUCUUCAUCGACUACCGUCGUUUUGACCAGCAGAACAUUACACCCAGAUUCGAGUUUGGCUUCGGUCUCUCCUACACCAACUUCACCUACUCCGACCUCAGCGUCUCAGGCAAGCCCUCGGCUGGUCCCGCAACUGGUGCCAAGGGUCCCGGAGGCCCUGUCGAUCUUUUCGAGACGGUCGCCACCAUCACAGCCAAGAUCAACAACUCUGGUGGUGUUGCAGGUGCAGAAGUUCCGCAAUUGUAUCUCGGGUACCCUGCGUCGACCAACUCGCCUCCCAAGCAAUUGAGGGGUUUUGCGAAGCUCAAGUUGGCAGCUGGUGCGAGCGGAACUGCUACUUUCAAGCUGAGGAGAAGGGAUAUGAGCUUCUGGGAUGAGAAGACCAGGAAGUGGAGCGUUGCGACUGGAGAGUACAAGAUCUUUGUAGGAUCGAGUUCCAGGGAUGUGAGGCUGACAGGUAAGAUCACUGUUUAG